Messenger RNA from Sitophilus oryzae (rice weevil), 1565 nucleotides. RefSeq names its product brahma-associated protein of 60 kDa (gene Bap60). Bases 1 to 1500 code for a protein of 499 amino acids. NCBI's taxonomy places the organism in Eukaryota, Metazoa, Arthropoda, Insecta, Coleoptera, Curculionidae. The record is from RefSeq and is a predicted model, not a curated record. Gene Ontology annotation, biological process: regulation of transcription by RNA polymerase II. The transcript has 7 exons. Gene Ontology annotation, cellular component: nucleus; SWI/SNF complex.
AUGGCUCAGAGAUUUCCGGGACCUGGGGCUGCUCCAGUUCCCAGUGCACCUCCUCCACAACGGUACCAACAACCCCAAAAUCCAGGCAUGCGCCAAUACAACCAACAAAAUUUUCCGCAACGUGCGGGAUAUAAUAAUCCGCCGCCAAAUAUGAAUACUAGUGGCGGAACCAUGAUACAAAGACCGUCCGGAGCACCAUACUCCCCUAUGCGAGGAGCUCAAAUUCCCACCCAGCCCACAGGAAAGAGACCGGCUGAUAAUCGUAGCACCAUACAACAAAAAAGUGAUUACAGUCACAGUACAAGCAAGAAAAAGAAGAAAUUGGCGGACAAAAUUCUGCCUCAGAAAGUUCGUGAUUUAGUGCCGGAGAGUCAGGCUUAUAUGGAUCUGUUGGCUUUCGAAAGGAAACUCGAUGCGACAAUAAUGCGGAAACGUUUAGAUAUACAGGAGGCAUUGAAGAGACCCAUGAAACAAAAAAGAAAAUUGAGAAUUUUUAUUUCCAACACAUUCUAUCCAGCUAAGGAACCGUGUCCUGAUAGCCCAGAUGGAUCUGCACAAGAAGGAUCUGUAGCCUCUUGGGAACUACGCGUCGAAGGAAGAUUAUUGGACGAUGCCAAGAAUGAUCCCAAUAAGGUCAAAAGAAAAUUCUCUUCAUUCUUUAAAUCACUAGUGAUAGAAUUGGAUAAGGAAUUAUAUGGGCCAGAUAAUCACCUGGUGGAAUGGCAUCGCACCUUAACUACCCAAGAGACAGAUGGGUUUCAAGUCAAACGACCAGGAGAUAAAAAUGUCCGUUGUACCAUACUACUCCUUCUAGACUACCAACCGUUGCAAUUUAAAUUGGAUCCUAGACUGGCACGGUUGCUGGGCGUUCACACUCAAACCAGACCUGUCAUUAUAUCAGCUCUGUGGCAAUACAUCAAAACCCAUAAGCUGCAAGAUUCACAUGAGAGGGAGUAUAUUGUUUGUGAUAAAUAUCUGGAACAGAUUUUUAACUGUUCAAAGAUGAAAUUUGCUGAAAUACCGCAGAGAUUAAAUCCAUUGUUGCACCCACCAGAUCCGAUAGUAAUUAAUCACGUGAUCUCGGUCGAGGGCGGAGCUGAGAGCAAACAGACUGCCUGUUACGAUAUUGACGUUGAAGUUGAUGAUACGUUAAAGACCCAGAUGAACAAUUUCCUGUUGAGCACUGCUAGCCAGCAAGAGAUUCAGGGAUUGGAUUCGAAAAUUCACGAAACCGUCGAUACAAUCAAUCAACUGAAAACCAACAGAGAAUUUUUCCUGAGCUUUGCCAAAGAUCCUCAGCAAUUUAUUCAUAAAUGGAUUGUCUCUCAAACUAGAGACCUCAAGACCAUGACUGAUGUGGUUGGCAACCCUGAAGAGGAGCGUCGCUCAGACUUCUUUUACCAGCCCUGGGCCCAGGAAGCGGUGUGCAGAUAUUUCUACACUAAAGUCCAACAGAAAAGGGCCGAAUUGGAACAAGCCCUCGGUAUACGUAAUAACUAAGCCCAGCAUUUUACUAAUUUAACUUCUAAGCUUCACUAAUAAUAAAUGGUUUGAUUUGUAAGGAA